GGCGUCGCUUUACUCGCCUCGAUUCUGUGCUGGCGGCGCCACUGCUGGGGGCGGCCAUGUCCACGGACCGCGUCCAGGCAGGCCAGACAGCUGGUCAAGGGUGUGUACUCGCUGCACCCUGUUGCGGAGCCUUGGAACGUUUCUUGGAGUGUGGCUGUGUUGGCGGCGUGCAGGCGUGGAUCGCCAUCCCUCCGAAGCUCGUCAUCCUAACCCCGUCGUCAACCUUCCAGCUACUCUUACCGCUGCAACCGGCUCGCUCGCGCUCUGCAUCCCCGUUCUAUGCAAACUCCGAAUGACUUCGAUGCCUCGUCUGAAACCGCCGAAUUAGUCUCCUUCCUCCCAAUCGCGCCCGUUCUGCACGACGACGUACCGCCACAAACUUUCGAGUCAGCCUCGCGAGGUAUACCGGGCUAUGCGUCAUUGGACAGCACACAUCAUGCCGGAAAGGCGGUUCAGCUCUGUGGAUAUGCCGAAGCCUUUCAGGAGGGCAUUUCCGCCAACACGGCUGUGGAUGCUUCCCUACGGAAGACCGCGUCGAAGGAAAGCAACCUGUCUGGUAUAGCAGACCUUCCCUGGGCUCCUCCGCAUAUGGUCUGCGAAUCUCCGAGGACCAUAUGGAACCUAGACGGGCUUGAUGAUUUCAACUUCGAGCCAGGCUCGCUACAGAUGCCAUCGCCUUACUCCCUUCUUGGAAGCUGGGCCUCGGAUCCCCAAGUCCAGACCUUCGAGGGCCUUCAGCUUAUGGAAUACCAGACGGCAACCAUAGAGCCUGCGAGGCGUGCGAAAGAACCGCCGAUGUGGUCCCAUGUGUCAUCCUCUUCGGCCUGGACGUCAGAACCCACUAGCCCCUCGUCUCAACCAUCUAUAGGCUCCGUAUCUAUAUCGGACAGGCGCAGGCGCUUUUCGUCGUCUAGUCGUGGCAGCCAGUCUCUCAAGCGCCGCAUCAACUCUAUCAAGCACCUGAAGCCCGCCAAAGACACCAUCGAUCCGUUUUGCUGCGAGACAUGUGGACGAUCGUUCAAAUACAAAAAGGACCUCGAGAGACAUAAGCACUCUGUUCACAACAGCCAGGCCAGCUGGUUCUGCCCAGUUGAAGGAUGCAGAUUUGCUGUACAGGGGUUUAGCCGGAAAGACAAAGCUUUUCAGCACGUCAAGACGCACCAGCGCGAUUUGGCCACCGGCAUCGAACCUAUCUUCGUCAAUUCGGAGGAAGGCAUUACGCUAAAUCUACAACAGAGCGAGACUUCAGGGACCUCACCAGCUAUUCUUGCUCUUGGCUCCUCGACGACCGAUUCCGUCUCGGACGAUGCUUCGGCGAUUGUUCAUUCGACGAUAAGGACGCCUCCCCGGAUAGACGCAAGACCUCAUAAGUGUUCAGUCUCCGGUUGUAAUACGACAUUCGCGCACUCGCAUGAUCUUAGGAGGCAUAUGAAGACGAAGCACUUAGACCUGAGGUCCGGCGAAGGAUAUAGAUGCGCGGCUCCUGGCUGUCCAUCGGCUGAUAAGGUGUGGACACGCCUGGAUAACUUCAGACAACACAUAUCAAGGAGACACGGGGGCGAGGAUGUCGAUAUUGAGGCACUGAUUCGCAGCUCGGCUAGGGUAAACCAAGCUGGCAGCACAUUUCCUUUCACAGUUACCACACCGGAUACGUUUUCUCAAAUACGUUCAUAAUACGUUGAAUCGCUUCAGUCCGCAUUUGCAAUACCGCGAGCAAGCUUAUACCGUCUAGUUUGAUGCAUGAUCAGC
Messenger RNA from Trematosphaeria pertusa, 1749 nucleotides. RefSeq lists its product as uncharacterized. The coding region runs from base 280 to 1674 and encodes 464 amino acids. NCBI's taxonomy places the organism in Eukaryota, Fungi, Ascomycota, Dothideomycetes, Pleosporales, Trematosphaeriaceae. The record is from RefSeq and is a predicted model, not a curated record. Gene Ontology annotation, cellular component: nucleus. The transcript has a single exon. Gene Ontology annotation, biological process: regulation of transcription by RNA polymerase II.